This is a messenger RNA of Acanthamoeba castellanii str. Neff, 747 nucleotides long. RefSeq lists its product as uncharacterized. Gene Ontology annotation, molecular function: acyltransferase activity, transferring groups other than amino-acyl groups. The coding region runs from base 1 to 747 and encodes 248 amino acids. The transcript is spliced from 4 exons. The record is from RefSeq and is a predicted model, not a curated record. Lineage: Eukaryota; Discosea; Longamoebia; Acanthamoebidae.
AUGAUGGGAGAUUUUGGCAUCAAGAAGCGCUACAUCGUAAAGGUGAAGGACCCUGCACAUAUAAAGAAGAAGAUUCAUCCUGAAGAGCUGUGCAUCAAUCGAAAGACCGGAUGCUUGGACGUGGCGCCCGAGUUCUUCUCGAAGGUGUGGGACGAGCACCAGACCGAUGACACGUGGAACGCGUGGGUGUGCAUAGAAGACGACGGUAAGGCCAAAGUGGUGGGCUUCAUCGUGCUCCAGGUCUUCGUGCACGACUCCACUUACUUUGCCUGGGGCCCACCGCUCAACAAGCGCGCAGCCAAGCCCGACCCAGUGACCGGCGCCAUCAGCAACGUCGGUGAGAUCAGCUGCUUCUGCGCCCAGGGCUGCGGCGCACUCCUGCUCGACGAGGCCCUGUCGUGGGCCGCCAACAACACCAACUACCACUACGUCGUGCUCAACUCGACCGAAGGCGCUGCCAACUGGUAUCGAAGCCACGGUUUUGAGGACAUCAAGGCCUACAGGCUGCCGCCGCCGUUCAGUCAGUACGCACACGCGCGCCACUACCGGGAGCACCUCUACCGCCACCGGCUGGGCGACGACAUGAUCGACAUCACCGUGGACGAGCCGUCGCGCAUGCUCGUCGUCGACCUCGACCAGUUCAAGAGCAAGCGUCAGGGCGAGGAGAGUGAGAGGGAAGACGACGACGACGACAACGACCCCACGAGCCACAACUACAAGCUACGAACCCUCACCAUCACCCGGUAG